UGUAGUUGAGCGUGCCAAGCCGCGGCCUCCUCCCGAGCUCCACCCGACUCCCGGCGUCUGAGCGAGCCUCACUGUUGGCGAGCAGCAGCAGCCAUGGCGAAGAAGCAAGAGCAAGAGUUCGAGCGGUACCUGUAUGGCGACAAGAAGGAAGUCCUGAAGAUCCGUUCGCAAGCGUUUGACGCGAAGAAGGCGUGUUUCGUGGCGGAUGACAAGGACGUGUGGAUCGAUGGCGAGAUUCAGGCCACCAAGGACAAGAUGGUCACCAUCAAGACGUCCAACGGAAAGACUGUGACGGUGAAGGAGGAGCUGGUUCAGCAGAUGAACCCGCCCAAGUUCGCCUACUGCGAGGACAUGGCCAACAUGACGUACCUGAACGAGGCCUCCAUCCUCAACAACCUCAAGAUGAGAUACUACCACCAGCUCAUCUACACGUACUCCGGUCUGUUCUGCGUGGUGAUCAACCCGUACAAGCGGCUGCCGAUCUACGGCGCGGACGUGGUGGCGCUGUACAAGGGGAAGCGCAGGACGGAGGUGCCGCCGCAUCUCUUCGCGGUCUCCGACAACGCCUACACCAACAUGCUGCAGAACAACGAGAGCCAGUCCAUGCUGAUCACCGGCGAGUCCGGAGCCGGUAAGACGGAGAACACCAAGAAGGUUAUCGCCUACUUCGCCAACGUAGCGGCUCUAUCCAAGGAGAAGAAGGCCGAGAAAAAGGCUACUCUGGAGGAUCAGGUCGUGCAGACCAACCCCGUUCUGGAGUCCUUCGGUAACGCCAAGACCGUCAGGAACAACAACUCCUCCCGUUUCGGUAAAUUCAUCCGGAUCCACUUUGGGUCCAACGGGAAGCUGGCUGGUGCGGACAUCGAGAAUUACCUUCUCGAGAAGUCUCGCGUGAUUUCCCAGCAAAGUGCCGAGCGUGCGUACCACAUCUUCCUGCAGCUGACGUCCAAUGCGUUUCCGCAGCUCACUGAACAACUGCUGCUGAUUCCUGACGCUAAGCAGUACUACUACUGCUCCCAGGGCCACACCGAAAUCCCCGGCGUGGACGAUGCGGAGGAGAUGCGUCUGACUGACGAGGCAUUCGACAUCCUGGGGUUCUCCCAGACGGAGAAGAACGACGUGUACCGCCUCACGGCCGGCAUCAUGCACUUCGGCAACUUGAAGUUCAAGCAGAGGCCGCGAGAGGAGCAGGCAGAGUGCGACGGCAUGGAGCAUGCUGAGAAGACGUCUCACCUGUUCGGCGUCUCCAGUGCGGAGAUGACGAAGGCCCUGCUGAAGCCUCGGGUCAAGGUGGGGAACGAGUACGUGGUGAAGGGCCAGACGGCCGAGCAGUGCUCCUACUCCGUGGGCGCGCUCUGCAAGGCCAUCUACAACAGGCUGUUCUCCUGGCUAGUUAAGCGGCUGAACACCACGCUGGACACCAAGAUGCAGCGGCAGUACUUCAUCGGCGUGCUGGACAUCGCGGGUUUCGAGAUCUUCGAGCUGAACAGCUUCGAGCAGCUGUGCAUCAACUUCACCAACGAGAAGCUGCAGCAGUUCUUCAACCACCACAUGUUCGUGCUGGAGCAGGAAGAGUACAAGCGGGAGGGCAUCCACUGGGAGUUCAUCGACUUCGGCAUGGACUUGGAGGCCUGCAUCUCCCUGAUUGAAAAGCCCCUGGGUAUCAUGUCCAUCCUGGAGGAGGAGUGCAUGUUCCCCAAGGCCACGGACAUGACGUUCAAGGCCAAGUUGUACGACAACCACGAGGGGAAAACCGCCAACUUCCAGAAGCCCAAGCCAGGCAAGAGGAAGUUCGAGGCUCACUUCGCCAUCGGACACUACGCUGGCGUGGUUCCCUACAACGUGAUUGGUUGGCUGGAGAAGAACAAGGAUCCAAUCAACGAGACGGUUGUGGAAUGCUACAAGAAAUCCGCCUUGGCGCUGAUGGUGGACCUGUUCGCAGACUACGUCAGCGCGGACGCAGGUAAGCCACCAAAGAAAGGAAAAGGCAAGAAGAGCGCCGCUUUCCAGACUGUUUCUGCAUUGCAUCGGGAACAGCUGAACAAGUUGAUGACCACCCUGAGGAACACCUUCCCUCACUUCGUGCGCUGCAUCAUCCCCAACGAGACCAAGUCUGCCUUCGUCAUCGACUCUGUGUUGGUGAUGCACCAGCUGACCUGUAACGGUGUACUGGAGGGCAUCAGGAUCUGUAGGAAGGGUUAUCCCAACAGACUGCCUUACGGGGAGUUUAAGCAAAGGUACCAGAUCCUGGCUCCACAGGUUUUGAAAGGAGGCUUUAUGGAAGCCAAGGAGAUCAGCAAGAAGAUUCUGGAGGCGAUCGACCUGGAGAAGACCAAGUACGCCAUCGGACACACGAAGGUGUUCUUCAAGGCCGCGGUGUUGGGUUACCUGGAGGAUGUGCGAGACGAUCGUCUGAGCCAGAUCAUCAAGAACAUCCAGGCCCGCGCCAGGGGUAGGUUCCAGCGGGGCAAGUUCCGUAAGCUGGUGGAACAAAGGGAGGCCAUGUACACUCUGCAGCGGAAUAUCCGGAAAUGGCUAGGGCUGAGGGAAUGGAUGUGGUGGAAGCUGUACACUAAAAUCAAGCCGCUGCUGCAGGGCGCCCGGCAGGAAGAGGAGCUGCAGAGGAAGCUGUCCGAGAUGAAGGACAUGGAGGAGCGGCUGGCCAAUGAGGAGAGACUUCGCAAAGAGCUGCAGGAGAAGUGCGUCACCCUCACUCAGGAGAAGAACGACCUGGUGGUCCAGCUGCAAGCGGAGCAAGACGUUGUUGCGGACUCUGAGGAGAGGAACGCCAUGCUGAUCAAGAGCAAGGCUGACCUUGAGGCGCAGCUGGAGGAGGUCAAGGAGAACCUGGAGGAGGAGGCGGAGGCCGUCGCCUCUCUUAACGGCAAAAAGCGGAAACUCGAGACCGAGUGCAGCGAGCUCAAGAAAGACGUGGAGGACCUGGAGCGGAACCUCGCUAGGUCUGAGAAAGACAAGCGUGCCGUGGAGAACCGGGUGCGUGCCAUGUCAGACGAACUCGCGGAAGCCGAGGAGAACAUGAAGAGGCUGGCUCGGGACAAGAAGAAGCUAGAGGAGCUGCAAGCGCAAACUCUGGAUGACCUUCAAUCCGAGGAAGACAAGGUCAACCACCUGACCAAGAACAAGGUCAAGUUGGAGCAGCAGAUUGACGAGCUGGAAAGCCUGGUGGACACUGAGAAGAAGAUCAAACUUGACCUGGAACGCGCCAAGAAGAAGCUGGAGGCCGACCUGCGCCAGACGCUGGACUCCCUGCAGGAGACGGAGCGCGCUAAAGUCGAGCUGGAGGAGAAGCUGAAGAAACGCGACUUCGAGCUGAACGCCGUCCAGACGAGACUGGAGGACGAGCAGAGUCUCGUGGCGCAGCUGCAAAAAAAGAUCAAGGAACAACAGGGGCGCAUCGAGGAGCUUGAAGAGGAGUUGGAGAGCGAGCGCAACGCCCGUGCGCGUGCAGAGAAGGCUCGCCACGACAUGCAGCGGGAGUUGGACGACAUCGGGGACCGUCUGGAGGAGCACAGUGGCGCUACUCAGCAGCAGGCCGAGCUGGCAAAACGCCAGGAGAACGAGAUCGUCAAACUCCGCAGGGAACUGGAGGAGGUCCAUGCGGCGGCGGACAACAACGUGGCGGCGACCCGUAAGAAGCACACGGAACAGGUAGCGGAGAUGAACACGCUGAUCGAGAACCUGCAGCGCGUCAAGGCCAAGCUGGAGAAGGAGAAGAACUCCCUCCGCAUCGAGGUGGACGACAUUUCCGGCAACAUGGAGCAGGUCACCAAGCAAAAGGUGAACCUUGAGAAGCGAUGUCGCCAGCUGGAGGAGGGGAUGAACGAGGCGAACAUUCGCGCGGACGAGCUGACGCGCCAGAUGCAGGAGGUGUCGGCCCUCAAGUCCCGCCUGCUGUCAGAGAACAGCGACGCCGUGAGACACCUGGAGGAGUCAGAGACGCAGUGCAACCAGCUCAGCAGGACCAAGAGCAUGCUGUUGCAGCAGAUAGAAGAGCUGAAGCGCCAACUGGAGGAGGAGAUCAAAGCCAAGAAUCACUUGAACCACCAGCUGCGCGCCGCCCAGCACGACUGCGACACCUUCCGGGAACAGUGGGAAGAGGAGCAGGAGGCCAAGUCCGAGAUGCAGCGGUCCCUCUCCAAGGCGCACACCGAGGUGGCCACCUGGCGCUCCAAGUACGAGACCGACGCCAUCCAGAGGACUGAGGAGCUGGAGGAGGCCAAGAAGAAGCUGGCUGCCCGCCUUCAGGAGAUGGAGGAAAGAGUCGAGAUAUCAAAUUCUAAAUGUAGCAGUCUGGAAAAGACCAAGAACAGGCUUGCCGCUGAGGUCGAGGACAUGAUGAUAGAACUGGAGAAGGCCAACAGCGUGGCAGCCCACCUCGAGAAGAAACAGCGCAUGGUGGACAGGAUCAUCGCAGAGUGGCGGACGAAGUGCGAGGAGGUCAAUCUGGAGCUGGAGGACUCUAAGAAGGAGAUCCGCGUCUACAUGGCGGAGAACAUGCGGCUCAAGACGGCUCACGAAGACGCUCUGGGCGCACUGGAGGAACUCAAGAAGGAGAACAAGCAGCUCAGCGACGAUCUGCACGACGUGAACGACCUUCUCGCGGAGCACGCUAAGAACGUGCACGAGCUGGAGAAGCAGAAGCGGCAGAUGUCGGUGGAGAUGGAGGACCUGCGGACGGCUCUGGAGGAGACCGAGGGCGCGCUGGAGGUGGAGGAGGCGAAGGUUCUCCGCACUAACCUGGAACUGUCUCAGCUGAAGUCUGACAUCGAUAGGAGACUGGCGGAGAAGGAGGAAGAGUUUGAGACUUCAAGAAAGAACCACCAGAGAGCCAUCGAGAGUCUCCAGUCCACGCUUGAGGUGGAGGCGAAGGGCCGCGCCGAGGCCGUCCGCGCCAAAAAGAAGAUCGAGGCCGACCUGAACGAGGUCGAAGUUCAGCUGGACGCGGCCAACAAGGCGAACGCCGAGGCCAGGAAGCAGCUGGCAAAGUACCAGAACCAGGUCCGGGAGAUGCAGGUGACCAUCGACGACGAGCAGCGCAUGCGCGAGGAGAUGCGGGAAUCGCUGUCGUCACUGGAGCGGCGCUGCAACAUGCUGACUCAGGAGCUGAACGAGACCCGGAUGUCGCUGGAGCUGGCCGAGAGGAACAGGAAGAUCGCUGAGGCUGACGCGCACGAGGCGAUGGACCGUGUUGGGGAGCUGAGCACGCAGAACGCGGCGCUCGUCACGGCCAAGCGCAAGUCGGACAGCGAGAUCCAGCAGCUACAGAACGAGCUGGAGGAGCUGGCCAGCCAGGCCAGGGACAUGGAGGAGAAGGCCAAGAAGGCCAUCUCAGAGGCCGCGCGCAUGGCUGACGACCUCCGGCAGGAACAGGACAGGACAGCUCAUCUUGAGAAGAUCAAGAAGAAUCUGGAGGAGAACCUUCGAGACUUCCAGCGUCGCCUGGACGAGGCGGAGACCAUCGCACUGAAGGCCGGGAAACGCCACCUGCAGAAGCUGGAGACUAGGGUGCGCGAUCUUGAGGCAGAGCUAGAUGCCGAGCAGAGGCGCCACCAGGAGACGCUGAAGAACCUGAGGAAGAACGAGCGCCGUCUUAAGGAGAUGACCUUCCAGUCGGACGAGGACCGCAAGAACCAGGAGCGCCUCCAGGAGCUGGUGGAGAAACUGCAGCUCAAGAUCAAGACGUACAAGAGGCAGUCUGAGGAAUCGGAGGAGAUGGCGAACGUGAACUUGGCGAAGUACCGGAAGACGGUGCACGAGCUGGAGGACGCCUCGGAGCGCGCCGAGAUCUCCGAGUCCGCGCUGGCCAAGCUGCGCGCCAAGUUCCAGGCCGGACAGUCCGCACACACCAGCGGCACAAAGGUUCCUAAGAAGCCAUUCGAGGAGCCCUAGAGACUGGUCGAAACGCCUGACACAUGCACGGAAACGGACCAUGCAACGGAAAAGGCCAUACCCACCGACCGACGAGCGCUUUCUGCAUUUGGACACCAGUGCCUUUAAGCUGCUGAAGAAUCCCGCUAGGGCCACCGAUAUGGCCACGUAGCAUUCGUACCGAGAACGUCGCUAAUAUUUUCUGUUCUAUCUUUGGUGCUUUGUGAUUUCUUUGAUUUGCCAUUGAUUUCAAGACUUUGUUAUCGCUGCACUGAUAGACAUGAAUAAAUGCUUCCUAUGA
Branchiostoma belcheri (Belcher's lancelet) is the source of this 6190-nucleotide messenger RNA. RefSeq names its product myosin-7-like. NCBI's taxonomy places the organism in Eukaryota, Metazoa, Chordata, Leptocardii, Amphioxiformes, Branchiostomatidae. Gene Ontology annotation, molecular function: ATP binding; cytoskeletal motor activity; actin filament binding. Gene Ontology annotation, cellular component: myosin complex. The record is from RefSeq and is a predicted model, not a curated record.